Messenger RNA from Wasmannia auropunctata (little fire ant), 2069 nucleotides. Its product is annotated as putative serine protease K12H4.7. The transcript has 4 exons. Lineage: Eukaryota; Metazoa; Arthropoda; Insecta; Hymenoptera; Formicidae. The coding region runs from base 137 to 511 and encodes 124 amino acids. Gene Ontology annotation, molecular function: dipeptidyl-peptidase activity; serine-type exopeptidase activity. Gene Ontology annotation, biological process: proteolysis. The record is from RefSeq and is a predicted model, not a curated record.
GCCGAGACAAAUCGCCGGACCUGAAUUGGAAAUAUAAUAAUAAUUCUUAAUUAGCACUAAUUUUUUUAAUACUAAUACCGAGAUUAGCUUUUGCCACGUGCCUGACGUAAAGUCUGCUAGUGAUCUUGGUCACUUGAUGGACUCACUAGCGGAGGUAUUCGCCGAUGUCGUUCAAUAUGACCAAAUCGAAAAUGGUCAAACAAAAAUCGCUGCGUUGUGCGAUAAAAUGAUGGCGGCGCAUUUAGGCAGUCCCUUGAAGAGACUCGCGUACGUCUUUUUGAAUCAGACGGAUGAAAAUUGCACCGAUGUAAGUUACAAUGGUUUCUUGAAGAAGUACCGAAAUGUUUCGUGGGAUUCCCCAGCAGCCACGAAUGGAAUGAGGCAAUGGUUUCAUCAGACGUGCACUGAGUAUGGUUACUAUCAGACGUCGAACUCAGAUAAAUCAAUCUUUGGAACACUGUUCCCGAUAAAUUAUUACAUCAACUUGUGUAUCGAUUUGUACGGUGAUUAGUAAGUACAAUUAUACUUUAAAAGUGCCGAUCUGCAGAUAUUUUUCUUGCUCAAAUGUCAUUUAUUUCAUUAAUUUCAAAUAAGUCUGGUAAUAUGUAUACAUAUACAACAAGUAAGGGAAGGAAGAGCCAAAUUCGACCGAGACUAGACCAAUAAUAUUUUUAAUUUUUUUUUAAAUCUUGGCUCUUUGAAUUUGGCUCUUUCCUCCCUUAUUUCUUGUUGUAUUGAUAUACUGGUUUUGUUUAAAAUUAUUAUUAUUAUUUACACGCUAAUCUUCUUGCGUUCCUCCUUACAAAUAUUGGUUAUUGCGAUAAAUAUUAGUCACUGUGAUAUGUGGUAAUCAUUUCAAACAAGACCAGUAUACAUAUACAACAAGAGAUAAGAGGGAAAAGAGCCAAGAUUUAAAAAAAAUUAAAAAUAAAUUAUUGGGCAACUAACUAGUGGUUUAAUAGAUGAUGCCCUCCAGAGAGGAAAGAUUCGAAUCCUGGCUAAUAUUUUUUACAGUAAGUUCUUUAUCGUGUUUUAGGAUGCUUGUAGCAUCAUCAUCGAAUCCAAGAUUUAAUAUAUACAUAUGAUAUUAUUUCAGUUUUAAAUUAUAAUUGCAUUUUUAAAAACUGACAGUAAUCGGCGCCGCGUGCAGUUUACGUUAGUUGAAAUUUAAAAAGAAAUUGAAAAUAUUGGACAAUCAACAUCUAAUCUCCGCCGGUUUUGGCUCUUUCCUUUCUUACUUAUCAUUUAUUUCCAUAUUCAUAAUUUGUACAAAUAUAUCUGAUAUAAUAUACGCAUAUAAUAUAUUUUUACAACACGUUCAAAUGUUAAAGGUUACGAAAUUAAAUGCCACGACUUAAUUAUUAUUGUAUCAAAUUACAUUUCGAAUAAAGUACGCAGUUAGUUUUAUUUCUGAGAAAUGAUAACGCUGAAACUUAAUUUUAGUUAUAGUAAAAAGAUAUUGGAAUCACGGGUGAGAAGAACAAAUAUAAUGUACGGAGGACUACAACUGCCGGAUUUAAAAAACGUUAUUUUUACGAACGGCGAUAUCGAUCCGUGGCAUUCGUUAUCUGUGCUCAAAGAUCUAAACACCUUUUCACCUGCUUUUCUUAUUAACGGUAAUCAUGCAACAUAUUGAGAGAGAGAGAGAGAGAAACCCGGGAAAAAAAGAACAUAUCGGAACUCUGCCUUUUUUUCUAGCAGAAGAUAAUAUAAUGUCUUAUUUUAAAGGAUCUUCGCACUGUUGCGAUAUGAGUAGCGAUGUAGACACGGACACGGACGACUUGAAAGAAACCAGAGCGAAGAUUCGCGACAUAAUUGGCAAAUGGAUUUCCUCAUAAAAGUUUCUGUCAAAUUUCCCACGAAUACGCCGGUUGACGAUUUCGAAUGGGAGAUGAAUAAAUGAAACGACGCUCUUUUUCGUUGUAUUAAUUGUGAAGCAUUAGCAAAAAAAGUUAUGUACAACAUUUAGUAUGCGUUCAUAGUGCGAUUCAAAAUAAUAGACAUCGGUUAAUACUUGUAUUGCGUGGUUGUUAUCUACAUAAUACAAAAAUAAAAUUAUGUCAUCUUAA